Molecule: messenger RNA, 846 nt
Organism: Insectozyma verbasci
Lineage: Eukaryota; Fungi; Ascomycota; Pichiomycetes; Serinales; Debaryomycetaceae
Source: the annotation of a GenBank genome assembly
AUGGGUGAAGAAGUUAUAUCAUAUUGUAAUGCUGAAGUUGGUCCAUUACCAACUAAAGAACCAAAAAUUCCAAAUAAUAUCUUAGACGCAUUUAGUUUAAAAGGUAAAGUUGCUAGUGUUACUGGAAGUUCAGGAGGUAUAGGUUGGGCAGUAGCUGAAGGUUAUGCUCAAGCAGGUGCUGAUGUUUGUAUAUGGUACAAUUCACAUCCAGCAGAUGAUAAAGCCGAAUAUUUAGAAAAAACUUAUGGUAUUAAAUCAAAAGCAUAUAAAUGUAAUAUUAAUGAUCCAAAACUUGUAGAAGCAGUUAUAUUUCAACAAGAAAAAGAUUUUGGUAAAAUUGAUAUAUUUGUUGCAAAUGCUGGUAUUGCAUGGACUUGGGGUCCAGAAAUUAAUGUAAAUGAUGAUUUUGAAAAAUGGAGAAAAGUUGUUGAUUUAGAUUUAAAUGCAGUUUAUUAUUGUGCUCAUGCAAUUGGUAAAAUUUUUAGAGAACAAGGUCAUGGUUCAUUAGUUAUAACAUCUUCUAUGUCUGCUUCAAUUGUUAAUAUUCCUCAAAUGCAAGCUGCUUAUAAUGCAGCAAAAGCAGGUGUUAAACAUUUAUCAAAGUCAUUAGCUGUCGAAUGGGCUGCAUUUGCAAGAGUUAAUUCAGUUUCACCAGGUUAUAUUGCUACUCAUUUAUCAGCAUUUGCUGAACCUGAAGUUAAAAAUAAAUGGUUGCAAUUAAUACCACUUGGAAGAGAAGCAAAUCCAAAAGAAUUAGUUGGUGCUUAUUUGUAUUUAGCAUCCGAUGCUUCAACGUAUACUACUGGUUGUGAUUUAGCUGUUGAUGGUGGUUAUACUGUACCAUAA